Molecule: messenger RNA, 223 nt
Organism: Periconia digitata
Lineage: Eukaryota; Fungi; Ascomycota; Dothideomycetes; Pleosporales; Periconiaceae
Source: the annotation of a GenBank genome assembly
AAUGAGUGCAAAACUUAGACGAGAGCAGGCGCACACCCCUGGAGGCGAUAUCAGCAUCCCUGGUUCUAUGCCAUGGGAGGGGAUUCCCGCUACCCGAGUAGGCACAGAAGAGGAUAUUGCCGGUGCCAUACUUUACUUGGCAUCCAGAGCAGGUUCCUUUGUGAAUGGCUGCAUCUUGAUUACAGACGGUGGCAUGCUUGCCGUUCGCCCUGGCGCCUACUAG